Messenger RNA from Rotaria sp. Silwood2, 1778 nucleotides. Lineage: Eukaryota; Metazoa; Rotifera; Eurotatoria; Philodinida; Philodinidae. The record is from the annotation of a GenBank genome assembly.
AUGGAAGGCGGCGAUAACAGUUUGUAUCGCGUGUUGAACAAAACACUACGCUCUGAAAAUCGUCGUGAGGUCGUACCCUGGUUUGGAUUCCUUAAAUUAUUCGAUACAGCUCUCUCCAAACUGCCGGCCGUCCAAGAAUGUGUUUGGCGAGGUGUAGCUGGAGAUAUUAGUCAACAAUUUAAAGAAGGUGAUAAAUUAACAUGGUGGAGUAUAAGUUCUUGUUCGGUAUCUUUGAAAGUCGUACAGGAUUUUCUGGGAUCGGAAGAGAACGCCACUCUAUUCAUGAUCGAAGUCAAAAAUGCCAAAAAUAUCAAUGGUUACACAAAUUACCCUGAUGAACAGGAAGUUUUAUUGCGACCAGGAACUCAAUUACGUGUGAAAGACAAUGCUUUGCAUCAUAAAGGUGGUUUACAUGUUGUUCACUUGGCUGAAGUAUGUGAUGGUCAUGAAGCACAAUUGCCAAACGCUAUGGCCUCUCUGAACUUAUCAUCAAAAUCAGAAAACAAAAGUGCUUCCAAGAAUGAACAUUCGGCAUCGGCAUCGGCAUCGGCAUCUGCUUCAAUUUCAACGCCACAAGCAACAAAGAAACAAUCAUCAUCUAGUAAGUAUAAUUUCAUGACAGAUGCUUUCGCGACAUUUUCUUCUAGAAUAGUUGCUCCCAUCCCCACACCUACAUCGCAAUAUGUUUUGGAGAUAUUUUUUCUAACUAUAUUAACUAGACUAUGUAUCAUUUUAUUAGUAUUUUAAUUAAUUUGUGUAAUAUCUUGUUCUUGCAAAGAACAUCCUGAGACAUAAAAUUAAUAAAAGAAAAUUUUUAGAAGAAAAGAUAUUUUUUCGUUCUUUUUAAACAUUUUAACACAAGAGAGGAAAAGAUAACUUAUUUGCAUUAGAAUGUUUAAAAAGAACGAAAGAAUUUCUUUUCCCCUAAGAAUUUUUUUUACUGAUUUUGAGUAAGAGACUGUUCUUUGUAACAGCGAAACGUUACACAAAUUAAUUAAAAUACUAAUAAAAUCAUUGAUAGUUUAGUUAUUAUAGUUUUUACAAUUUUAAAUCUUAAAGUAUCAAAUGAUAUACAAUCUUUCUAAUUUCUUCCCGAACUAUUGAGAUAAUCUUUUAUUUUUAAUAUCCAUAGAGGCAUCUAUAAGAUCCAAUUGUAGAUGCAAUGUAUAGAUGACUCUUUUUUAAGGCACACAACAAUCAACAGCAGCAGCUACUUCGGCUUCGGCAGUACAACCGAAAAACAGCAAAUCAUCUUCUGGUAAGUCUUUGACUAAAAAAAACUACUCUUCUUAUCUUAGUUAAUUUUUGAGCCGAUAUACGUUGACAAAAGAGAGAUAGAUUCUAUUUUCGAAAGAAAUCAAGAAUAAUUUUCAUAAUUUUUUUAUCUGUGUGAAAAUUUAUAAUAGUUUAGUCUGCGUUUAUUGUUAUGAGUUUUACAUUUAGUCUAAGUCAGUCACUUGAGACUGUCAUGCAAAUAUUUUCUUAAUUUAUCUCUUUCAAUCACGUAUAAGAAAAUUCCAUUGCUUCAUUAAUGUGUCGUUACUUAACUUUUAUAUCAUUACGUUGUAUAUUGCAAAAUAUUUCAAUAGAAUGAUGGUGAUAAUCAAUAUUUUUAAGUUACUUGACUGAAUAUUCUUUUAGACUCAUCGAAAACAGGUCCAUCGAGCAAUAUGCCUGCUUACAACUAUGUAUUUGUCAAAUAAUCUUAUAUUAUGUCUGGACUAGGUGAGUUAUUUUCAAUCGCGCAAAAUAAUCAAACAAGAUUCUUGUUAUAGUUA